AUUCCUCCUGUAACCAAUGGCACUUAAAUCGGUGGCCCGCGCCAAUUUCCUACGAGGUGCCCUGCCACGUACAAGUUUGGAGGUUUGCGUGUUCUGCCAGGCUCGAAAUCGCCGCCCCUCCGCAUUCUCCCCUCCAACGACCUCAUCAUGGACUUCCACACGCCCAGCAUCCCAUAGAUCAAAUAAUUCAGGCCCAAGGAGGGUCAGAGCCGAUCCACAGAGGUCACCUCAAGAACUGCGCGCUGAGUUCGACAAGAAAAAUCGAGGCACCCAUUUUGCGACCAUGAAGUCACAGCGAUUGAUUGCUAUGCCCGCUGCGGCUGCGGAAACCAUUAUUCGUGACAUCCUCAAAUCGCCGCCCAAAACUAUUUCUGCAGACCUAGCUUUGGGUUUGGUGGAAGCGAACUCUCGAUAUAAAAUAGAUUUGGAAGACAUCACAAACCUCGCCAUAACGACCUACCGGAUUCCCGACGCCGAUGCAUCUGGGAGCAAGCUACCGCCAAGUCCACACAAGAACAUAUCAAGGACUCUCCUCCUGUCCUGCUGUAAAGCCAAAGAGCCCGGUGCCAUCAUGCACAUAAUGAACGCAGUCUAUCUUGCGAGCUCGAAAGACUCAGCAAGGCAGAUAGCAAGUCUCUUUUCGCCAGCUGAGAUCCGAUCGUGUCGCCAGGAUCUCGAAGCAUUGGCCGAUACGGAUUUUGCUGACGCGAAGACGUUGCUGGGCCUUUUCGCCGAGAGAGAAGGCAACGAGCAGGCUGCGUUUCAGCUCUAUGAACAAGCCUUGGAAUCGAAAAAUGUCAAGUACAACAUGGGCGAGGUGCACCCCAUGGGUCUGCCACGAUUUACUCCUUGGAAUGCCCUAGGGACGCUUCUCAUAAAUAGCCAGAACCCGGAGUUGAGAGAAAAGGCCAAGCACGCGUUCACGAAAGGAGCGUUGGAGGGUGAUGAUCCAGUCGCAUAUUAUCAUCUAGCAUCGUUCGAAGAUAAGGAAAGUGGUAAAUGGCUGCAAUACAUGCACAAGGCGGCUGGAGCUGGGCAUAGGGAAGCCAUGUACGAGCUAGGGCAUUUCUUCAUGAAGAUCAAUUCCCAGGGACGUGGGAAGGUGGAUACUUCGCAUCUACAUGACAAAACCGUUGUCCGGUCGCUCUGGUGGCUAACAAUGUGGAAAGAGGAUAGCCCGAGGAACUUGGGGUUGGAGUGGUUCACUGUUGCCGCGGAGAGUGGACAUAAACCUUCAAUGCUUGAGCUGGCAGAUGUUUCGGAGAUCGAAGAUGAGACAGACGUAGCAAUCGGCUGGCUCCAAACUAUAGCCGAUCCACCGCCGUCGGACCAGGCAGAGGAGUGGCCUAUAUUGGCUGCGGAGGCGAAGAAGAAACUUCUAAGGAUGAAAAGGAAGACGCUCGCCUAAGGUCAUGUACAGUUUUCACUGAUCUUCUCAAUUGGCAAUCUGCUCAUAGCAAUAUGUUGGAUAGCAUCUACUCAAUGAUACCCAAGAUUCAAUCAUUCAC
This is a messenger RNA of Aaosphaeria arxii CBS 175.79, 1508 nucleotides long. RefSeq lists its product as uncharacterized. NCBI's taxonomy places the organism in Eukaryota, Fungi, Ascomycota, Dothideomycetes, Pleosporales. The record is from RefSeq and is a predicted model, not a curated record. The transcript has 2 exons. Bases 17 to 1408 code for a protein of 463 amino acids. Gene Ontology annotation, molecular function: protein binding.